ACGUUGGCAACAAUCAAAACAAAACGUCGUCAUUCUUCGGUCCGGUCGGUCAUUCCCGCAGAGCAAUCAUUCUCCAUUCAUCGCGGUUUGGAAACGGAAAACAGACGGACGGUUCUCGACGUCGCACCUUCAAGGCUGUGGAAAAAUCGAUUAUCCGGCUCGAAAAAUUCCGGUUGUGAAGUGAAUGAUUUUGGUGUUUCUGAUUGUUUGUGAUUGUCUGAAAGCAAGUGUUAAAAGUUAGGAAUCUAGAUUUUUCAGCUGCUGACUACGUUUUUCUCUACAUACAAAUUGGCUGGCAUUCUUCGGACUAUGCCACCAAUCGCUUGAUUCAUCAAAUCAAAAGAUUGAACUUCAAUGCCAUACAUUCUGAUACGCGGUAAUCUAGCUUCCUACAGCCACAAGUACCCGUUUCGAGUGCUGGUCUCGGGAUUGAAAGCGGCCGAUCUCGAGCAGCUGAACCGAUUUCCUUGCGGUGGAUACAGUGAUGAGUCUACGAUCGUCUAUCUGCAGCAUCCGUGUGUGAUAUUGACUGCACUAGAGGUACUAGGAUACCGCGUGGUCGCCUCGUCAUCGACUGCGGUCAAACAGGACUACAACGAGUAUAUGUGGACUAUGCGCAAGGAGUUUCACGAUCCGGAACCAUUCGCUAGUGAAACUUCGUCCGCCAUCGUCGAGCGUGAUAACCUGGCAAACUUUGACCGCGAGGUGAAUAACUACCCACCCAGCAAUAAGAUUGACGUACCGGAGUAG
Molecule: messenger RNA, 750 nt
Organism: Armigeres subalbatus
Lineage: Eukaryota; Metazoa; Arthropoda; Insecta; Diptera; Culicidae
Exons: 4
Coding region: 355-750 (131 amino acids)
Biological process (GO): negative regulation of biosynthetic process
Source: RefSeq, a predicted model, not a curated record